Molecule: messenger RNA, 3474 nt
Organism: Oryctolagus cuniculus (rabbit)
Lineage: Eukaryota; Metazoa; Chordata; Mammalia; Lagomorpha; Leporidae
Source: RefSeq, a predicted model, not a curated record
AUAACAGUCCUGACACUGUACUGAGUACUAGGCAGGACAGUGACUUGGAGACUAGCGAGCUUCUCCUGCAAUUUAUAGUCUUUGAAUUUUCAAAUUUAAUUUUUUAUUACCAUCAAUUACUACCUGAGAGUAGAGUUAUAGGGAGAAGGGUUACCUGAUUUGUGUAACUCUUCAAAGAGUUGAACCAUGAAGCAGAAAGAGAAAAGAAAACAUUUGGAGAGCAUAGACUCACCCCAAGCUGCAAAGAAGUCAAGAGACGUACAGAAGUCUGAUCCACAACCUGAGAACUCUUUGGAAGAGAAGACCCUGGUCAAUGUGGCAAAAGAUCUAUCUUGUGAAUUAGAAGGGUACACCCACCGCUCCAGUUUGUGCAUGCCCUCUCAUGUUGAAUUCCAGACAUUUCAAGAGGAUGUGCCUGAGCCAUGUGAGGUUGUCGAGAUCCAAGCCUUUAGUCAGGCAUCAGGAGAGAGUGUCUCCGUCCCAGAUUAUGUCUCCUCUCCAAGUGAGCACACCAUCGCUAAUAAAGACGCAAUGCAUCAGUCUCAGCAGGAAGAUCUCUGUGUUCGCUCUUUUGAGAUGCCUUUACCUCAGGAUGUGGAACAGGAGACUUCUACCACCUGUCAUGAUAUCUGUUUUCAUGUCCAUUUAGCCAAUGAGCCCUGUACACUUGCAGCACAUAAGCGAAAGGAACGGCCCAUGAAAAUAUACUACAUGCACGUGCAAAGGAAAAGAGAGGCUGAUAUAGUUUGGGACACACAGGAAGGAUUGGUGCCUCCCAAGAAGAGGGCAAGAAUCCAAGAACUGACCUUUAUUGGGAAAAUCCCUUCAGAAGCUAACUACUCUUCUGAGUCUACACGGGAGAGCUUGACCAACAGUGAGUGCAGCUUUGACACAGAAGCCCAAGAAGAGGAUUUGGAGGCUGAUAGCCCAGCAGAGCCCCCAGAGCUGGAGGAGAGGCCCAGGGUGAAGACACCUGAGUGGCUGGCAUCCCCAGAAAGCGGCUUUAAAUGCAUGGCUUGCUGCCGCGUAUUCCCCAGCCUAGACAUCCUUCAGGAACACGUGAAGAAUGGGGUCAAAGAAGGCUUUAGCUGCCGCAUUUUUCAUCUGGCCUUUGCCUGGAUGAAGUCCAAAGGAUCAUAAAAGACAAAGAGAAGCAGAAAGAAGACAAUCAUGCAGAGUACACCUGGAUACAGUAAGCAGCAAUAUUUUUACAUGAGGAAAACAUCAAGCAAACAAGCAUAGCUUUUUCAGCCCUUGAAAAAGAAAACAAGCAGCAGUCCACUGAACUGAUACAGCUGCGUUCUCUCCAAGCAGCUGGAGGACCCACCUUUGAAUGCACACACUUACUACCUAGUGAUCAAGGAACCCUUUUAGAUGGUAACUGCUGAUCUCCACAGAAAGAAGGAGAAGGCAGACCUUACCCAUCAGACCAUCCAUAUGUCUUCACAGUAGCAGAGAGCAAUUCCAUGUCAUUACCACUCCAGUUGAGAGGAAAAUCACUCCCUGGAAGUAGAAACUGCUGUGGGCAGAACUUAAAACAGGCUCACUGGCCUCGAAUGAAGGUGACCAGCACACUAUGGCAUCCUAACUUCAUGACGACAAUCUUCACAACCUCAGAGAAUCAAGCCUGGGCUGGUCUACAGAUAGAUACAGCAGAUCCUCUGCCACUGCUCCCAAAUCAUUGGUAAAAAUGUGGUGCCAGUUGUGAAGACAAUAUCCAGCGAUGAGGAGCCUAGUAAUCCUGGAAACACCUCCUCCACCUCCUCCUGGGGAGGUCUCUUCCUGUCAACCCCCCUCUGGAGGCCAGGGGAUGUUGAAAACACCACUCGAUUGCCUUGUGGAGGAGAGAACACUGUAGGUAGAGAGACAUUUUAAGAUUCUGGGAAGCAAAGAGUCCAUGUAGAGCAGAUGACUGAUAACAACUUGGAAGAUGUUUAGGAAGGGGUUUGCCCAGUUGAAAAGGAACUUGGGAUAUCCAUGUUUCCCUUUCCAUGAGUCCUCUGCCUUCUCAAGGUUGUUUCUUUACUUUCUUGGACACUUCAACACCUGGCUCAUAAUCUCAUGCCCUUCCAUCUACUUAACGUUUAUCACUUCCCUUUCUCCCCUCACCCAAAUAUAGCAUCUAGGAAUAUGUGCUUGAUGCAGAAAGUAAAACAAUACAGAAUCUAUAUGGUGCAAAUUAUAAUAUCCUUUCUCUCUUUCACUGACCCCCACUUGUUCCCCCAGUGUUCUUUAACAACCAUUUGAUAUAUAUUUCUGCAUCAUUUUCUAAAAAUGAGCACCAAUCUUUUCCCCCACUCUCCCUAAUAUUGUCAUUACCUGCAUAGUAUCUGAUGGGAGGACACACUUGUUAUUGGAGGAAGGAAAUCAGGUACUUCCUAGAUGAACCCAAAAGCAUCAAAAAGCUACUCCUUGGUUCCUCUGAGCUAUACACAUGAAGGUGAACAAAUGCUUCUUCUACAGUCAUAAUGGGAAGGAUGGAACAUGUCAUAAAUCAUCUGAGACAACCAAAUCUAUGUGUAUGCAGGUGGCCCCGAAACCAUACUGCCAUUUGAGACUAAACAGCGUAGGGGUGCAAAAGCUAAAAUAUUUUGGAAAAUCUACUUUGCAUAUUUAGUUAUCUGCAUGUCAUUUAUACUUAUUCAGUGUUGUGCACUCCCAAAGAUUUUGUUUUGUUUGCCAUUCUUUGCCUGUACACAGAUAUAUGGUAGAACAGGAAUUAGAAUAGUUGAGCUGUCAACUAUUUAUGUUGUAGCUUUCACCCUUCCCAAAUUAAUAAAGCUUAAAAAUGCAUUAUGACAUUAGGGGCAUCUGCAUGUGUAUAUGCAUAUUUGGUUAUGUUGAAAUGAUUAAUCAUAUGUUCCAUCCAUUCUCAUGAAGAAUGUGUGAACCUGUAUAUGUAUAAACUCAUAGUAGACAAAAGGUGGACUGUAGUUGCUUUUGCUUUCACCUUCCUAGUGCAUUUUCCUUCUUCUUUAAUAAAAAUCCCUCCCUUCUCUCUCUGUACAUGGGCAACUGAGUCAUUGAAACAUUUGAGGUCCGUGCUUCUCCACUCGGCUUCUCUGACCUAUAGGUAAAUACCCAUGUGUGUUAGACCAAUGUCAAUUGAUAUUUGGAAAAUUAAAAAGAGAUUGAGGCUGUGGGGGUUUGCCUUGAAUUAUGUUUAGUCAGCAACUCUGAGGUCCAUGAUUAUCUUUUGCUGCACUUGGUUCAAUCCCUCUUUUUCAUAUUCCUGGCUGUUUUAACUGUUGCUUCAGUUUACUGAGUAUCCUCCUAAACAUCUGUCUGUAUUGUACCAACCUGUACCACAUCUUGAAAACUAAGAAGAGACAGAGAUUGUAGGGGUUGAAUUGGAAUCCAAGAUUCUCUGCCUCUGUACUUUCUCCAGUUUUUCUUUUUUGUAAAAUGUUUCAUUAUUUUAACUGUUAUUUCAAUUUACUUAACUUUCAAUAAAUUUUUGUUUUGUUUCCAUUA